AUGGCCGAUGUCUUAUUAGGCCAUACACUUGUAUUACUGUACACGGUGUCUUUUGCAGAUGCUGGUGCUGAAGUAGGGGCAAAUGAGGGUGAGGGUAAGGGUGAAGAUAUUGUGGAAAGUGGUAAUGAGGAAAGGAGGUUGAAGGUUGUAAAUGAUCCAUACUGGCAUGCAUUGAUGAGUGACGAUGACGAUGCAUGGGAUGGGGCUGAUGAACCAGAAGCUGGUGGUUCAAAACGUGAUGAUGAUUAUAGUCCUCAUUUUGAUGAUGAGGGUGAUACUGAUGAGGAGGAUGGUGGUCAUGGGGAGGGUAGCCAUGAAAAGGCAGCUGAUGUUGGUGGUUUAAGUGGUUCGGCUACUAUGUUGGAUGAUGAGGAAGAGGAUGAGGUAUCCUCUAACUUAGCUAGAAGUGAUAUCCUCAUAACUCCCCCUAAAAGUGAUGAGGAGUAUGAGGCGAGUAGUUGGCCUAAGUGUGUUACUAGGGUUUCCCAGUUUCAGGAUGUGGACAUGGAAGACCCACAUUUGGAUGUUGGCAUGUCAUUUGAAUCUGCUGCUCAAUUCAGGAAAGCUGUGAGAGAAUACAAUUUGUUUAGGGGUAAGGAUGUUGUGUUCACAAAAAAUGAUGGGGAUCGGGUUAUUGGAGUUUGUAAGAGUAGGCCCAAGGGUUGUCCUUGGAGAGUUUAUGGUUCACUGGUUACGGCUCUCUUUGAUGAUGUAAAAAGGAAAUGGAAUGUGGAUGUUACUCCUAGACAACUGUACAGGGCCAGGGUUAAGGCGAAAGAACAGGUAGAAGGUAAGCACAAGGAACAGUACAAGCGGCUAUGGGAUUAUUGUGCAACAGUAAGACAAAUGAAUAGAGGGAGUACACUGUUGAUGAAAGUUGAAAGGCCUACGUUAGACGUCCCACCUACUUUUCAAAGGUUGUAUAUGUCUUUGGCAGCAUGCAAGGAGGGUUUUAAAAGGGCUUGUAGGCCCGUGAUAGGUGUUGACGGCUGUUUCCUUAAGGGACAUUUCGGGGGGCAAUUGUUGGUUGCUGUGGGAAGAGAUCCAAACGACAAUAUUUAUCCGAUUGCACUGGCUGUGGUUGAAGCUGAAACCAAGGAUAGUUGGUCCUGGUUUCUAGAGACUCUAGUGGGGGACCUUGGUCCAAAUGGCUGUACUGGGUGGACAUUCAUUUCUGACAGACAGAAGGGGUUGAUACCAAGCUUCGAGGAGGUCCUACCAAGUGCACCGCAUCGCAUAUGUAUCCGACACUUAUAUGCAAACUUUAGGGGUGAUGGGCACAAAGGAUUGGUGCUAAAAGACAAGCUGUGGAAAGCAGCUGCUGCAUAUAAUUUUUAUGGGUAUCAAAGGGAAAUGGAGGCGCUGAGGAAAUUGAGUCCAGCUGCCCAUGCUUAUUUGGAGAAGAUUGACCCCCGUACCUGGGCUAGGGCUUUCUUUGACACCACCCCAAAGUGCGACUUGAUCAUGAACAACUUAUGCGAGUGCUUCAACUCGUACAUCAUCCAUGCCCGAGACAAGCCAAUCAUUACCAUGCUGGAGAUGAUUAGGAAGAAGUUGAUGAUGCGAUACCAGAAGAAGAGGCAAGGAAUAAGGGAGUAUGUCGGGGAAUGGUGCCCGAAGAUAUUGGCAAAGUUAGACCAAUGUGGAAAGGAUGCUGCGGAAUGUACUUCAACUUAUGCUGGGGAUGGAAUCUAUGAAGUGUUGUGCAGUUAUGGCACAUUUGUGGUUAGCUUGACGGACCGUGUUUGUGGGUGCAGGCAGUGGGAUAUGACUGGCAUUCCAUGCCCACAUGCCAUCUCAGCCAUUUUAUAUCAUUCUGCCAAACCUGAACAGUACCUGCAUCCGUAUUACAGUGUUGAGAAUUACAAAAUGGCUUAUGACCCAAUGAUAUACCCAGUGCCAAGUGAGGACCAAUGGGUCAGAACCGGGCAAGAUGAGGUUCACCCACCCGUUAUUAGAGCUACCCCAGGCCGGCCCAAGAAGCUCCGGAGAAGGGGUCCAGAUGAGCCAAGAAACCCACAUUGCAUGAGGAAGGGUGGUGUAAGCAUGAGAUGCUCGAAGUGCAGGACAGUUGGCCAUAAUGCUAGGACUUGCCCUAGGAGGAAGAGGAAGUCCACUCCAAGCACUGCAACAGAGUUGAACUUAGAUGAUAUUCCUUCUCACCCAAUUGCUGAUGAUUCACAGCCUACGGAAUCAUCUACAGCUGCACAACCUGUUUCACAGCCCAAAAAGAGAGUUCCACCUACUACUGUUGAUCCUACUUCAACGAAAAGGAGUAAGACAAUGGCUCCCUCAAUGCAUACUCGGGCAUCACAAAGAGCAAAUUCCACAGCUGCAAAAUCUGUUGCUGCAAGGCCUAUUAGGAGGUCUGGUAGGUUGAUGGCAGCAUUUAAGGAGCCCGAUCCCAACAAAGAGAUACCCACUAUUGACCUAACAUGUGAUGAUUCACAACCAGCAGUAUGCACUCGGGAACCGGCCAGGGCACUCGGAGUUGUCAUUCGAGAACCAGUAAGGAAGCCAGCAAGAGUGGUGGUACCAACAGUGGAGAAGGGUAUACGAAGAAUGGAAGCUAAAAACAAAGGGAAAAAACCAAUAUGGCAGCCUUGA
Messenger RNA from Alnus glutinosa, 2607 nucleotides. RefSeq lists its product as uncharacterized. The record is from RefSeq and is a predicted model, not a curated record. The transcript has 6 exons. Gene Ontology annotation, biological process: DNA transposition. The coding region runs from base 1 to 2607 and encodes 868 amino acids. NCBI's taxonomy places the organism in Eukaryota, Viridiplantae, Streptophyta, Magnoliopsida, Fagales, Betulaceae. Gene Ontology annotation, molecular function: zinc ion binding; DNA binding; transposase activity.